This is a messenger RNA of Rotaria socialis, 1368 nucleotides long. The record is from the annotation of a GenBank genome assembly. Lineage: Eukaryota; Metazoa; Rotifera; Eurotatoria; Philodinida; Philodinidae.
AUGACCACGUCAUCAACUAGUUUUAGUCGUGUGCGAAGAUCUACAGCUGGAAUAAGUAAACGUUAUGAUGAACAAGAAUACGUAUUAGUUUCAUUUCCACAAUUGAACAAGCAUAGUAUUGUUCCGGCUGCUAGUGUCAAUAUUGAUCCUCUUAAUAAACAAAAUGGUAGUAUAAAGACUUUUGGAUCAAGGAAGAACUUCCGUAUUAUUGGUAGCGGUUCUAAAGAAACAUUGAAAGAAAGGGCAUCAAGAUAUGCUGCUUCAGCUGGUAGUGAAGAAAUUGAACUUCUACCUGAUGAUCAAGAAAAUGAUGAAAACCAAGUUAGCAGUGAUGAUGAAUUUUCACCAUCAUCCAUGCAUCGAAUAACUAAGGAAAUAAAAAAAAGGGUUAUGGCAAGUGAACAAUUACAAUCACCGAUUGAAUUAAAUUCACCAAAUUUUGAUAAUCAAACGACGACAACUUCAACUUAUGAUUAUUCUCGAACGAAUUCUUCAUUAAAAAAAACUCCGUUGAGCAAUCGUCAAUUGAAUUUCGAUCGGGUUUACUCAGAGACAGGAACAAAAAGAAGCUAUGAAGACAUUGCUGAUCAAAGUUCAUUGAGUGAAAGUGAAGCAACCGACAAUGAAAAUGAUAAAAGUUUAUGUGUUGUAAAGAAAAACAAUGAUUUUCAAUUACUGUCAAAAAAGACCCAUCGUAGAAAGAAAAAACAAGCAGUCGAAUCAAUAAGAAACGUUGAAGGGCCAUGUAGUGGUUGUAUUAAACAUCAAGAAGACAUAAUUAAGUUAUCAAAAAGAAUUGAUCGAUUAGAAAAAGUGAUACCAGUAAUUAAAAAAUUUCGAGCAAAAACUAGUUGUGUAUCAAAAAAUCAAAUUAAUACAACAUUUGGUAAUAACACAGUAUAUACACGAAUUCACACAGUAACUGGAGUUGAUCCAAAUCAACUCAGAAGCACUAUAUCACGUCCAACUAUGAUAAUGAGAGAAUUAAUUAAAAACGCUGGUUAUAUUAAUGAUAAAGCAUUUCUGAAAAGUAAUGAAAAUCUAUUCAAGGGUCAGUAUAAAAUUUUCAAGCUUUCAACUAAAGUUGCAUUUAAAAAGAUUUAUUUAGAAUUUAUACAAAUGAAGUGUACAAUACUCGACGAUAAUAUUGAUGAUCAUUGGAAGGAAAUUACUGAUUCUCUUGGUCGCCAACAUAUCGAUGAAGAAAAUAACAAAAAGAAACGAAUUCGUCCUGAACAGUCAUCAGCAACAUUAAAUCCAACACCACAUCAAAUUACACAAACAUUUCUGAAUCACGAUGAACACGAAUUGGCACCAGUGGCACCAACAACAAUAAACACGAUAUCAGAUUUAGCUGAAUACAUAUAA